This is a messenger RNA of Panthera uncia (snow leopard), 1837 nucleotides long. It is a transcript of the gene WSCD1, whose product is annotated as WSC domain containing 1. Lineage: Eukaryota; Metazoa; Chordata; Mammalia; Carnivora; Felidae. The coding region runs from base 326 to 1837 and encodes 503 amino acids. The transcript is spliced from 10 exons. The record is from RefSeq and is a predicted model, not a curated record.
GGCUCCGGGCGCUGCGGGGCCGCGGGGCUCGGUGCCCGGGAGCGGGCGCGUGGCCGCGGGAGCGGGCGCCCCAGCCGGCCGCGAUCGCGGGAUCCCGGAGCUCGGCGAUGGCGAGGCCGGCGACCCUGGGGCAGAGGCCGCAGCCGCGGGGCCCCGUGGCCGGAGCCGCGUGACCGAGUCGUCGGAGCACCUGCCGGACGCGGGGCGGGAGCGCGGCGGGCGUCAGGAUGCGGGCAUGAGGCCUCUGGAGACCCCGGGCUGCCCCCCGGCCGGGCGCUAGGAGCCGUGCCCGGGGCCCCGGCCGGGAGCCCUGCCGCCCAAGGGCAUGGCCAAACCCUCCUUCCGGCUCCAGAAGCUGCUUCGCCGCACGCGGUUCCUGCUCUUCUUUCUGUCGGCCGCCUACCUGAUGACGGGCAGCCUGCUGCUGCUGCAGCGAGCGCGGGUGGCCCUCCCGCCCGGGCCCCGGGCCCCCGGCCCCCUGCAGGCCCUCCCCGUGGCCGCCGUGGCGCUGGGCGUCGGCCUGCUGGACAGCCGGGCGCUGCGGGCCCCGCGGGUCAGCCCGGACCUGCCGCUCGGCGUGGACGUGCCGCGGGGGCCCCCGGCCCGGGCCCGGCCCGGCCCCCGCUGGCUCCGGACCCGGAACCCGGAGCUGCGCCAGCCGCGGCGAGGCUGGUUCCACCACUUUGUGGGCGACCCCCAGGGGCCGCCCGCCCUGCGCCCCGAGGCCCCCGGGCCAGCCGUCGGGGGACGAGGUACGUACGUAGGAUGCUUCAGUGACAGUGGCCGGGACAGAACCCUGAAGGGGGCCGUGUUUUUUGACUUGCGAAAGAUGACCGUCUCCCACUGCCAGGAUGCGUGUGCUGAGCGGUCCUACGUCUACGCGGGCUUGGAGGCGGGGGCGGAGUGCUACUGCGGGAACCGGCUCCCUGUGACGAGCGUCGGGCCGGAGGCCUGUAACCACGAGUGCAAAGGGGAGAAAGGCUCCGCGUGCGGGGGCGUCGGCCGGCUGUCAGUGUACCGCGUCCAGGAGCUGCAGCCCGGCUCCAGGAAGCGUGAGUGUGCGGCUCCGCCCUGUGUCCCUCCCUCAACCACUCAGCGGGGGCAGCAGAAGCAUCAGCCGCUCGUGGACACGGGCCUCACUCGGAACGUCAGAGGCUGCUCCAAAGACAACGCCUUGACCGGUGCCGUGGCCGAGAACACCUGCACCGUCCGCGUGACUGAGCCCCGAUUCGGGGGCUCCCCGGGGCCGAUCGACCACCUCUCCCCGGCCAGGAAGGGCAGUUCCCCCGACACCGCGGGCUCGGGGCCUGUCGUCCUUACACAGGGCUCUGCGAGCCCCGCCCGCUACUGCGACCUACUUUCCUUCCCCGUAAAAGCCCGGAGGGCACUCCGGCGGCAGCGGACGAGGAGGAAGCAGCCCCGGAGAGCACCCCGAGUCUCCAACAACGUGGCCCUGACGCGGGCGCUGGGCAUCGCUGAUGUUACCAGCGGCCAGGGCCCGCUCUCUCGCCGAAGUGUCGGGAGAUCGGGCUGUCCCCACGAGCCCACGCCAGUCCUGGACGAGGAGUCUGUGGACACGGAAGAUGUGGCUGGAGGCUCGUGCUGGUCGUCAGAUGACGUGCCCCCCGACGUGCCCUCCGGCUUCCGGAGCCUGCGUGACUCCCAGCAACAUAGCUGCUCCCCGACAUCCCAGCUGCCGCGCUCCGGGGGCUAUGACAGCUGGGGGGUUUCUGCCGAGGGCCCGGUGGGGGCUGCCUUCCCACCCAGCACCCCAUUUGUCGCUCCCGAAAAUCUCGAGAAGUGGGGAUUAGAGCCAUUUUACAGGCAAGAAACCUGA